Molecule: messenger RNA, 1740 nt
Organism: Tetrahymena thermophila SB210
Lineage: Eukaryota; Ciliophora; Oligohymenophorea; Hymenostomatida; Tetrahymenidae
Product: AMP-binding enzyme family protein
Exons: 3
Source: RefSeq, a predicted model, not a curated record
AUGUUUCUAAUGAAAUUAGAUUAAUUCUCCUCUGAGUUUUUCUUUACUCUUAGUAAUUAAAGGUAUAUGAAGAGUACACCAUAAGGAGUGAUACUUACGCUAUUUGUUGUUUUCAUCUCACUUUACUACUUUAUUUACUUACUUAAUCUGUAUGUAAAUAAUUAAAUUAGCCCAAAAUUUAGAUCUUAAACCUUUAUAAUCAAUGAAAAAUAAUAAAUUGAAUUUUCUAGUGAUCUUGUUGGGUUUGUAUUUUAGUAUAACUCUACUAUGGCUAUUGAUGAAUUACAAGCAAAAUCAAAUUUAACAUAUCUAGUGUAUAUCCCAUAAUUUUACUAUAGCGAUGGUCUUAAUAAUAUUACUUAUGAUUUAAAUCUUGAUGUAAUACCAUGCACUGAUCCUUCACUCAAAGGAUUAAAUUGUAUUGAUUUCUCAAAAAUAAGCAACUUCACUUUAGAAUUAGAUACAAGUAAUCAAAUUUACACUUAAUUAUUCAUUAGUGUUUACGGCUGUUUAGAUUUGGAUAGCGUAAAAACUACUAUUCCUUCUAACUGUGCUUCAUAAGCUGAAAUAGAUAAAAUUAUUAAUGGGGUCUAUUCUUAAUUUUAUUUAAAGAUGAAGACACAAUAAUAUAACACAACUUCCAAGUAAAUUUAAACUAAUUAUAGAAAUAUCUAUAGUUAUGUAUUUUCAUCUUAGUUUAUUGUUAAUACUUUGAAGACAUAGAGAUAGGAGACUUAAGUAAGCUAAGGGUUGAUUUUUUAAUAAAAAUAAAUCUAUUCUUCUCCUUAUUAAUAUAAUUAACUAAUUUAAAGCUUUGAUAGAAAAUAAUCUUUGCAGAUGGGGCUUGGACCAUAUAUCUAAGAAAAUAUCAUUAUGGAUGAACUAUUGCAAUAAUUUUAAAUUUAAUAUGCUUCAAUUGCAGAUAUUCUAGCUUUAGCAAAUAAAUUAAUUGAUGAUUUUACAGAAUAAGCAUCUCCAAUAAAUAAAAAUAUUCCAGCUUUUGAAACUAAGUUUAGAGACUAUGUGGAGAAAUAAUAGGUUUUGAUGAAUAAUUCAGAUAAAUUAAAUUUAAUGUUUUAGAAAGAAGAAGAAAUUAAAGAAUAAUAAAGCUAAGAAGCAUCAAAUAUUCAAAAAACAAGACUAAAUAGAUAAAAAAAUAUUUAGAGUGGUUUAGAUUUUAAUGAGAGAUUUUUUUUUUCAAUCGAAGACUUUUCUCCUACUAAAUAAUCAAUUUAAAAUAGUAUAUGUAUUUUUAAUAAUAAAUAUUCAUUUCAAUCUUAGUAAAAAUUUAAUAAUUCAAAUCAAAAUUAUCUUAAAAUAUCCACUGAAAAUGCAAAAAAAUAAAUAGAAAACAUUUCUUUAAAUAAAAAAAUCAUGUAAGAUAUAAUUUCUUCAAAGUUGAAAGCAGUACAUAGUAAUAAAUUGAGGAAUGCUAUUCACAAUUUAAUAUUUAAAUUCAAAGUCUUUAAGUCUAAAGCUUUCCUUUUGCAUAAAGGUAUUGAUCAUAAGUAACUAAUGUAAAUAGACAAAGAAGCUAAAAGGAGCUAAAAUAUCUAUUAGCUUUAUGAAGAUAUAAUCUUCUUGAAAAAAGCUGUUUCAAUGCUUCUAAGCCAAGAAUAAUUAGCUGCAAUCAAACUUAUAAGCCUCACUGAUAAUUAUUUUAAUCUUGAUUUAAAAAAAGAUAAUUUAAUUGAUUAAUAUAAAAGUAAAUUUUUUUAAAUUUUAAUCAUAUUUUAAUGA